AUGUGUCCUAUUCCUCUGAUCUUCUCUUUAUUUUUUCCCUCACAGCGUGAAUGCAUCUCUGUUCAUGUUGGACAAGCUGGAGUUCAAAUUGGUAAUGCAUGCUGGGAGCUCUUCUGUCUGGAACAUGGCAUCCAGCCAGAUGGCACUUUCCAGACUGAACCCAACAAGUUUAAUGAUGAUGACUCUUUUACCACGUUCUUCAGUGAAACACGCACAGGGAAGCAUGUGCCACGAGCUGUUAUGGUGGACUUAGAACCCACAGUAGUAGAUGAAGUGCGGGCUGGCACCUACCGCCAGCUUUUCCACCCAGAGCAGCUGAUUGCUGGCAAGGAGGAUGCAGCUAAUAACUAUGCCCGUGGUCACUACACCAUUGGAAAGGAGAGUAUUGAUAUGGUACUCGAUCGUAUUCGCAAGCUGACAGAUUCCUGCUCUGGUUUACAAGGAUUCCUGAUUUUCCAUAGUUUUGGAGGAGGCACAGGUUCAGGCUUCACCUCUUUGUUGAUGGAACGCUUGUCCGUGGAUUAUGGCAAAAAGUCCAAAUUGGAGUUUGCUAUCUAUCCAGCCCCUCAAGUGUCCGUUGGCAUCAAUUAUCAGCCCCCAACCACAGUGCCUGGGGGUGACCUUGCUCAAGUGCAGCGAGCUGUGUGCAUGCUGAGCAACACCACUGCCAUUGCCGAGGCUUGGGCAAGGUUGGACCACAAGUUUGACCUGAUGUAUGCCAAGCGAGCCUUUGUGCAUUGGUAUGUGGGUGAAGGCAUGGAGGAAGGAGAGUUUUCCGAGGCCCGGGAAGAUUUAGCUGCAUUGGAGAAAGACUAUGAGGAAGUUGGAACAGAUUCUUUUGAAGAAGAAAAUGAUGGAGAAGAAUUUUGA
Python bivittatus (Burmese python) is the source of this 870-nucleotide messenger RNA. The record is from RefSeq and is a predicted model, not a curated record. Lineage: Eukaryota; Metazoa; Chordata; Lepidosauria; Squamata; Pythonidae.